UUCAGUUGUUGAGGGAGAAUGGCGUCGAAAUUGGCGAUUUCGAAGACCUCAGCACCGAGAAGGAAAAGCUACUCGGUAAAUUGGUCAAAGAAAAAUAUAAAACGGACUUUUACAUGCUUGACAAAUUUCCUUUGGCGGUUCGUCCCUUCUACACCAUGCCGGAUUCUGGCGACGAUCAAUAUUCUAAUUCGUACGACUUUUUCAUGCGCGGUCAAGAAAUUCUCUCGGGUGCACAACGUAUUCAUGACCCCACGUUCUUGGAAGAACGCGCGAAAGUACACGGUAUCGAUCUACGCACGAUCCAACCCUACAUCGAUUCCUUUAAGAGAGGUGCGCCACCCCAUGCUGGAGGAGGCAUCGGCUUGGAACGCGUUGUUAUGUUUUACUUAAAUCUCGAUGACAUUCGCAGAAGUUCACUAUUUCCUCGCGAUCCAAAACGUCUCGAACCAUAG
This is a messenger RNA of Acaulospora morrowiae, 452 nucleotides long. The record is from the annotation of a GenBank genome assembly. NCBI's taxonomy places the organism in Eukaryota, Fungi, Glomeromycota, Glomeromycetes, Diversisporales, Acaulosporaceae.